Molecule: messenger RNA, 354 nt
Organism: Aspergillus glaucus CBS 516.65
Lineage: Eukaryota; Fungi; Ascomycota; Eurotiomycetes; Eurotiales; Aspergillaceae
Product: mRNA splicing protein SMD1
Exons: 2
Coding region: 1-354 (117 amino acids)
Biological process (GO): RNA processing; spliceosomal snRNP assembly
Cellular component (GO): U2 snRNP; commitment complex; U5 snRNP
Molecular function (GO): RNA binding
Source: RefSeq, a predicted model, not a curated record
AUGAAAUGCGCCAACGAGACCGUGACGAUCGAGUUGAAGAAUGGAACAAUCCUCCACGGCACCAUCACCUCCGUCUCGCCGCAGAUGAACACCGCCCUGCGCACCGUCAAGAUGACCCCCAAGGGCCGCGACCCCAUCUCCCUCGACACGAUUAACAUCCGCGGUUCUACGAUCCGGUACUAUAUCCUCCCCGACAGUUUGCCCCUGGAUACUCUUCUCGUCGACGAUCAGCCGAAGCCCAAGAAUAAGGCGCGCAAGGAAGCAGACCGUGGUGGUCGCGGCGGUGGCCGUGGUAUGGGACGGGGUGGCCCCAGAGGUCGUGGUCGCGGACGGGGACGGGGUAGGGGGUUCUAA